AUGAUUUUUAGAAGUGUAAAAACAAUAAAAAAAUGUUUGCCACAAGCAAAUAGUUUAUUCAGACCUUUUACAACUACAGCCACCGCAACAACAACAUCAAGUACUAAUAUUGCAGGUACUACCAUAAUCACCCCAAAAAUUACAGAUACAAUUUCAGGAGUCGAUAACCCAAUUAUAGAAAAAAAAGUAACUACACCUCCACAACCAAUUAAACCAGUUGUUUUAAAUGGCAAGCUUUUAUCAUCACACAUUAAAGAAUCAAUUAAAAAAGAUACAGCAGAUUUUAUAAAAAAUUCAGGUAUUACACCACAUUUAGUUGUAAUUUAUGUUGGCGAUAAUAAACAAAUUGAAUCAUAUAUAAAAGCAAAGAAAACUGGUUGCGAAGAAGUCGGAUUUAGAUUCACUCUUGAUAGAUUCUCAAGCGAUAUAACCGAAGCACAACUUAUUAAAAAGAUUAAGUAUCAUUCUGAAGAUCCAUCAGUUCACGGUAUUAUCGUUCAAUUACCAUUACCAGAGAAUAUCAAUCGUGAUAACAUUAUUCAAGCCAUUGAUCCAAAAAAGGAUGUUGAUGGUUUAACUUCAAUUAAUAUGGGUCAAAUUAUGGUUUCAAAAAAACCAUUGUUUAUACCAUGCACCCCUUUAGGUAUUUUAGAAAUAUUCAAAGCAUAUAAUAUUAAAUUAGAGGGCAAGAACGUUGCAGUUUUAGGUAGAAGUAAUUUAGUUGGUAGAACUAUCGCAACCUUAUUGUCACAAAAAGAUAUGAGCAACCCAUCCAUUAUGGGUGGUGCCAAUGUCACAACAUUCCAUAAAUAUUCUAAAAGCUAUCAUCAUUUAUUAAAAAAUGCUGAUGUUAUUAUUUCAGCAACAGGAGUUCCAGGUUUAGUUAAGAAAGAGGAUUUAAAGAAAGGAGUUAUUUUAAUUGAUGUCGGUAUUAAUUAUAAAGAGGAUAGCAGUAAAAAAUCAGGAUAUAGAAUGGUUGGUGAUGUUGACCCAGAAUCAUAUGAAAAGUCAAUAGCCUAUACCCCAGUUCCAGGAGGUGUUGGUCCACUUACAGUUGCAUGCUUAUUAAGAAACGUAUUAAAAUCCUCCAUUCUUCAUUAUAGAAUUCAAUGCUCAAGAUUAAGAGCUGGUGUUGAAAACAAUAUUGUCGAUAAAAAAGAAAAAGAUUUAAAAUCAGAUAAUAAAAAUAAUCAAUAA
Messenger RNA from Dictyostelium purpureum, 1197 nucleotides. RefSeq lists its product as uncharacterized. The record is from RefSeq and is a predicted model, not a curated record. The coding region runs from base 1 to 1197 and encodes 398 amino acids. Gene Ontology annotation, biological process: tetrahydrofolate interconversion. Gene Ontology annotation, molecular function: methenyltetrahydrofolate cyclohydrolase activity; methylenetetrahydrofolate dehydrogenase (NADP+) activity. Lineage: Eukaryota; Evosea; Eumycetozoa; Dictyosteliales; Dictyosteliaceae. The transcript is spliced from 4 exons. Gene Ontology annotation, cellular component: cytosol.